AUGCGCCCACUUACCGAAGAAGAAACGCGGAUUCUGUUCGCAAAGCUUGCAAACUACACAGGAAACUCUUUGAAGAAUUUGAUUGCGCCUCUCGACAAUACCCCCGACUCCGACAGAUUUGUAUUCCGGUUACACCAGAGCCGGUGUUAUUAUGUCCGCCUUUCCCUCGCAAAUCUUGCAACUUCGAUAUCAAGAGAUAAGCUGCUCUCUCUGGGUACUUGCUUAGGAAAAUUUACGAAAACCCUCAAAUUCCGUUUACACAUUACUGCCCUUCCGAUCCUUGCGCAGCACGCUCGCUACAAGGUAUGGGUAAAGAGCAACGGAGAGAUGCCCUUCCUCUAUGGAGGCCAUGUCCUAAAGGCACACGUCGGCAGAUGGUCUGAUGACUGCCCAGAGCACCAAGGAGUGGUGGUGUACAAUCUUCACGAUACGCCGUUAGGUUUCGGUGUCACAGCGAGGAGCACGGCAGAGGCAAGACGUUUGGAUCCCACAAGUAUUGCGGUUUUCAGACAGGCGGACUGCGGAGAGUUCUUGCGUGAUGAAGAUACAUUGUUCUCAUAA
Molecule: messenger RNA, 561 nt
Organism: Venustampulla echinocandica
Lineage: Eukaryota; Fungi; Ascomycota; Leotiomycetes; Helotiales; Pleuroascaceae
Product: 60S ribosome subunit biogenesis protein NIP7
Exons: 2
Coding region: 1-561 (186 amino acids)
Biological process (GO): ribosome assembly; ribosomal large subunit biogenesis
Cellular component (GO): preribosome, large subunit precursor; nucleolus; nucleus
Molecular function (GO): RNA binding
Source: RefSeq, a predicted model, not a curated record